This is a messenger RNA of Archocentrus centrarchus (flier cichlid), 5062 nucleotides long. It is a transcript of the gene pola1, whose product is annotated as polymerase (DNA directed), alpha 1. Gene Ontology annotation, molecular function: DNA replication origin binding; chromatin binding; single-stranded DNA binding. Gene Ontology annotation, cellular component: alpha DNA polymerase:primase complex. The coding region runs from base 86 to 4531 and encodes 1481 amino acids. NCBI's taxonomy places the organism in Eukaryota, Metazoa, Chordata, Actinopteri, Cichliformes, Cichlidae. Gene Ontology annotation, biological process: leading strand elongation; lagging strand elongation; mitotic DNA replication initiation. The transcript has 37 exons. The record is from RefSeq and is a predicted model, not a curated record.
AGACGGUUUGGCGCGAGCUGUUCUGUUGUUGUGUUGACUUGCCAUCAGCGUACGAAUAAAUAAGACAAAAAGCACGCUCCUCGUCAUGGCUCCAGUGUCAAACCCUGACAAAGACAUGGACGCUCCGGACGGCGAUGAUGGAAGUGAAGCCUGCGGUUUGGCGAAGUCUCGCUCCAGACGGGAGAAAAGAGAGAAGGUGGGGAGGAAGUCUGCACUGGAACAGCUCAAGAAGGCUAAGAUGGGGGAGAAGAUCAAGUAUGAGGUGAAGGAAUUUAGCAGUGUGUAUGAGGAAGUGGACGAGGAGGAGUACUCAAAGAUGGUACGAGAGAGGCAAGAGGAUGACUGGAUUAUUGAUGAUGAUGGAACAGGAUACGUGGAGGAUGGAAGAGAAAUCUUUGAUGAUGAUUUAAACGAUGAUGUAGUAGAAGACAAAAGGGCAGGAAAAGGAGGCGCCAAAGGAGCCAACUCAAAGAAGAGUGUGAAGAAAUCUGUGGUGGCCAAGCCCAACACCAUUAAGAACCUGUUCAUGAACAGUAAUGUCAAGAGGCCAGCUGAGAAAGACGUGGACUUGUCCAAAGAUGACCUGUUAGGGGAUAUCUUACAGGACCUGCACUCUGAGAAACCAGCUCUUCUGACUCCUCCACCAGUGGUUACGCUAAAGAAAAAGAGGUCUGUGGGAUCACCCAUGAAUCCCUUCUCCAUCAAACCUCAGUUGCCAAAGCAGGACCCACCGUCAGCUGCAGGGCUAAAGGCAAAAGUAAUUCGACCACCACCUUCAGGCUCUGCCCCCAGGCCGGCAGCCCGCCCUCCUUCCUCCACAUCUGCUCGUCCUCUGGAAAAGCAGAAUAUAAAAGUGGAGGAGCUGAACAAAGAAGAAGAAGUGAAUGAUGCUAUGGCAUUUGAUGGGGUGGACUUUGAUGAACCAAUGGAGGUUGGCCUCGAGGUGGAGGAGACGACUGUAGUUAAAGAUGAUGCUGAGUCUGAAGCUGAAGCGGCAGCAGUGGCUGCGGUUAAAGUUGAGGCCAAAGUUGAACCUCUGGACCCAGCCCUCAUGGCCAGCAGAAUUGGAAGCUCUUGGGGACAAGAGGAGGAGGGCGGAGCCAGCGACGCUCCAGCCGAGGUGCAGGUCGACUCGAGCCAACUUCCGCUGGUGGAGGGGCCGGAUGGGGAGCAGGUUUUCCGCUUCUACUGGUUGGAUGCCUUUGAGGACCUCUACAACCAGCCAGGUGUGGUGUACCUGUUCGGAAAAGUAUGGAUUGAGUCCGCAAAGUCUCAUGUCAGCUGCUGUGUUACCGUCAAGAACAUUGAGCGGACCGUGCACCUCCUGCCUCGCGAACAUAAAACAAAUCCCAAGACGGGGGAGGUGUCCGACACUCCUGUAGGGAUGAUGGAUGUCUACCAGGAGUUCAACACGCUCUCUGAGAAGUUCAAGAUCAUGAAGUUCAAGUCGAAGAAAGUGGUGAAGAACUACGCUUUUGAAAUUCCCGAUGUGCCCAGUCAGUGCGAGUACCUGGAAGUCAGAUAUUCCGCUGAGUUCCCUUCACUACCUUCGGACCUUAAAGGGGAGACCUUUUCCCACAUUUUUGGAACCAAUACAUCCAGUCUGGAGAACUUUCUGCUCAGCAGGAAGAUUAAAGGUCCUUGCUGGUUGGAUAUCAAGUCACCACAGCUAAUGAAGCAGCCCGUCAGCUGGUGUAAGGUGGAGGCUCUCUCUCUGAGGAGUGACUUGGUCACUGUGGUCAAAGACCUCCCUCCUCCGCCGCUCACUGUCAUGUCCAUCAGUCUGAAGACGGUCCAGAACCCUAAAACUCACCAAAACGAGAUUGUGUCUCUAGCUGCGCUCAUACACUAUUGUUUCCAUAUGGAUAAAGCUCCUCCUCAGCCUCCAUACCAGGCUUAUUUCUGUGUGAUCAGUAGACCAGCUGACUGCAUCUUUCCUUACGACUUUAAAGAGGCUGUGAGAAAGAAGAACGGGAAGGUGGAGAUAGCUUCUACAGAGAGGACCUUGCUCGGCUUCUUCCUGGCCAAGAUGCACAAGAUAGACCCUGAUGUGCUGGUGGGUCAUGACAUCUUUGGAUUUGACUUGGAAGUUCUUCUGCAGCGGAUCAAUGUGUGCAAGGUUCCCCACUGGUCAAAAAUUGGACGCCUCAGGAGGGCCAACAUGCCAAAAUUAGGGGGUCGUAGCGCCUUUGCAGAGAAGAGCGCCACCUGUGGGCGUCUGGUGUGUGACGUGGAGAUCUCAGCCAAGGAGCUGAUUCGCUGUAAAAGUUAUCAUCUGACUGAACUCGCUGCUCAGGUGCUGAAGACGGAGAGAAUCACAGUCCCCCAGGAAGAUGUUAAAAAUCUUUACAGUGACUCUCCUCACCUCCUCUACCUGUUGGAGAUGACAUGGACAGAUGCCAAGCUGAUCCUCCAGAUCAUGUGUGAGCUCAACGUGCUGCCGCUCGCCCUGCAGAUCACCAAUAUUGCUGGCAACGUCAUGUCUCGUACUCUGAUGGGAGGCCGCUCCGAGAGGAACGAGUUCCUGCUGCUUCAUGCCUUCCACGAGAAAGACUACAUCGUCCCUGACAAACCGUCUUUCAAAAAAGCCCAGCUAGAGACGGCUGAAGGAGAAGAUGAUGUGGAUGCAGGAAGAGGCAAGAGGAAGAAGAAGGCAGCCUAUGCUGGAGGGCUGGUACUGGAUCCUAAAGUUGGUUUCUAUGAUAAGUUUGUGCUGCUGCUUGACUUCAACAGUCUGUAUCCUUCAAUCAUCCAAGAAUUCAACAUCUGCUUCACCACUGUGCAGAGGGAGGCUCACAACUCACGGAGGAAGAGCGAGCAGGAGGAUGAACCAGAGGAAAUUCCCGAGAUUCCAGAUCCUAGCCUGGAAAUGGGAAUCCUGCCCAAGGAAAUCAGGAAGCUGGUCGAACGGCGUAAGCAGGUCAAACAGCUCAUGAAACAGCAAGACCUCAACCCGGAUCUCUACCUGCAGUACGACAUCCGUCAGAAGGCUCUGAAGCUGACUGCUAACAGUAUGUACGGUUGUCUGGGAUUCAGCUACAGCCGCUUUUAUGCCAAGCCACUCGCUGCCCUGGUUACACACAAAGGUAGAGAGAUUCUGAUGCACACCAAAGACAUGGUUCAGAAGAUGAAUUUGGAAGUCAUCUACGGAGAUACUGACUCCAUUAUGAUCAACACAAACAGCAAGUCUCUGGAUGAAGUCUACAAACUUGGCAAUAAGGUGAAGGCGGAAGUGAACAAGCUGUACAAACUGCUGGAGAUCGACAUCGAUGGUGUGUUCAAAUCGCUCUUGCUGCUGAAGAAGAAGAAAUAUGCCGCCCUUGUGGUGGAGCAUCAUGGCGAAGGACAAUAUAGUGUCAAGCAGGAGCUCAAAGGGUUGGACAUCGUCCGCAGAGAUUGGUGUGGCCUGGCCAAGGAAUGCGGCAACUACGUGAUUGGUCAGAUCCUGUCAGAUCAGAGUCGCGAUGUCAUUGUGGAGAACAUCCAGAAACACCUGGUGGAGCUGGGAGAGAAGGUAGCAAGCGGAGCCAUACCGCUCAACCAGUAUGAGAUCCACAAGGCGCUGACAAAAGAUCCUCAGGACUACCCUGAUAAGAAGAGUCUCCCUCAUGUCCACGUGGCUCUGUGGAUCAACUCUCAGGGUGGCCGUCGGGUCAAAGCGGGCGAUACCGUCUCCUACAUCAUUUGUAAAGAUGGCUCCAAUCUGCCAGCCAGUCAGAGAGCCUAUGCUCUAGAGCAGCUUCAGAAACAGGAGAAUCUCACUCUGGACACACAGUACUACCUGGCCCAGCAGAUCCACCCUGUGGUGUCUCGCAUCUGCGACCCUAUUGAGGGUAUUGACAGUGUGCUCAUAGCCUCGUGGUUGGGUCUGGACCCAAGUCAGUUCAGAGCUCAGCAGCAGCACCAGAGGGAGGAGGAGGCCGACGGCAUGCUGGGAGUUCCCAUCCAGCUGACUGAUGAGGAGCGUUAUAAAGACUGCGACAGGUUUUGUUUCACCUGUCCUCAGUGUGGCAAAGACAACCUGUACGACAGCGUCUUUGAAGGAGCUGGGGCAAAGGUGGAGCCCAGUUUGAUGCGCUGCUGUCACAUCCCUUGUGGAAGCUCCCCAGCUGACUACGUUGUCAACAUCAGCAACAAGCUCGCUCUUGACAUCCGUUCCUGCAUCAAAAAAUACUACUCUGGCUGGUUGGUGUGCGAGGACCCGGCCUGUCAGAACAAGAUCAGACGUUUGCCCAUCGCCUUCUCCCGACAUGGACCCAUCUGCCCCGCCUGCAGCAGGGCAACGCUUAGACCCGAGUACUCCGAGAAGGCCCUAUACAACCAGCUGUGCUUCUACAGGUUCAUCUUUGACUGGGACUACGCAACUGCAAAAGUACUAAAUAAUGAUGAAAAAAAAUUUGUUAACAAGCUGGCUAAAGAAAAAGAGGUCUAUCGGAGGCUAAAGGAAGUACCAGACAAAGCCUUAGCCUCCAGUGGCUACUCGGAGAUUAACCUGGCCAAACUCUUCCAGGCUUUCUCAUCCCUCAAGUAAAACAACACACACACCUCCAAAAGACAGCGCCGCCAAGAGGCUCCAGUGUCUGACUCAAAAAGCUGGACAGUUGCACAUAUAACCACAGCUGUUUUCUUUGUUUGCGGUUUCCAGGUAUAGGCCUCGGUCUCUUAACCCUUAUGUCAUCGACCCUGCAGCUAAUGGGCUUGUAAUAUAGCUUAAAACCCAAUCACACCUUCCCCUUCUGCACGCGCACACUCUCGUUAUUUGACCCCAUCACCCUGGUUCUGUAUGGUAAAGGGGAGCAGCAAUCAUAUCUAAAUGACAGCCUAUUGUGCGUGCAGAGGGCUAGCUGUGCCCAGAUGUGUGUGCGUGUGUGUGUAAAAAUGACUUAUCCUCAGAGCAGCCAGUAUAGUCCAAAAGCAGCUAAUUACCCAAUGAUAGUGACCCCAGCCUCUGAGACCAGUGGAUGCCUGCAGCGAUCGGACACUUGUUCUGAUUACUACUAUUCAUCGUGUGUGUGUGUGUGUGUGUGUGUGUGUGUGUGUGUGUGUGUGUGUGUGUGUGUGU